AUGAACACUCUCAAGGCUGUCUGUAGGCAGCUAGGGAGCGAAAAAGUCAAAGACAGACAAGAAGGCCUAUCCUCCGUUCGCACUGUUUUUUCUCGUGACUCUGUAAUCGAUAACCUCGACGAGCAUGGCACCGGGAAGCCUUGGCUCGCUAUCUUCCAAGCCUUAUUUGAGACAGCCAUCAAGGAAAAAGCGAUAUGCACCAAGCCAACGACCAAGUCAGGCUCGACAAAUACAGCAGAGAGGCGACUUAGCGAGGUAGCCUCUGUCAUCAGAUGGUUAACGGAGAGAAGUGUACAUGUACUACACAGGAAGACCAUCAAGGUACUCCUCAUUCAUCUUCUACAGAUGUGUGUCUACCAGGGACAGUUGUAUACCCCAGUCGCUCUGGACUAUGCCAAAACCAUACGGUGUGUGGUCAGUUAUACGCCACACUUGGAGCAUCUGGACAACGAAACUUGGGUGAGAAUUGUGGAGAUGGGCUUCAAUGUGGUCCUAGGUGACUCAUUGAGAGUGAGGAUUGGUGGUGAAGAAGGCGAUGAAGAAGGGAGCAUUGACAUGGGUACGGAAGGGGGCGACUCAGAUCUCUCGCACGAUGACGAAAACGACACUUUUGCUACAACCUCUACCCAGACGAAGAAGCGGCGGAGGCGAGAGGCCAGCGGAACUCCAGGACCGUCUUUUCCUCGACCAUCUCCUUCCUCUACAAAGGUCUUACGCUCGGUCUCCCUGGAACAAAUCGAAUUUGCAUCCCUCCUCGCAAUCCUUCUCCGGUCACCUUCUGUGCCGCUCCUGUCUUCUAAAUAUCCUUGUCUGGCAAAUGAUGUCUUGACCCGCCUUCUUCGAUUUAUUCGGAAUUAUUCUGAAGAUACAUCCCUCCACCAAGACUUCCUCGCUGCGCUAUCUGCUACACUUUCUCACCUUGCCCUGAAUAAGCGGAGCGCCGUUUCUCAAUUUGCUCUCGGUGCCUGGGAUGGUCUGAUCGGGAUAUGGGGCACCAAGAACAAGAGCAUGAAGGAGGGCUUGAUCGUUGUACUAAGGAUAUUGUUUCCCUAUUACACCGCAGACGAUCCGAAGAUGAAGGAGGUUUCCCUCGAUGGCCCACAUAUAGAUGGUAUAACCAAGCUUUGGAAUCUACUCGGCGGCACGGUUGAUAAUCGUUGGGGGUUUCAAGGGCUAUCACUUGACUCUUUGAGGCUACAGCUCACCUUACCUGACGAUUUGGAAGGAUGUGGUCCUGCAGCUUUUGUUGCUCGAACGUUUCGAUACGGCUGGAAUUUUGAUCCUGCCCAAGCAUUAGCAUGGGCAAUCCUUGAAUUACAAGCUGACUGCGCGGCAAAGCUGUUCCUUCUGUCCGAAUCCAUCCAUUCUGCGUCGCAAUACAGCAAAAGGGAUGGAAAAAGAAUCAAGCUUGACAAUCCUAUCUCAUCGGUGCUGGAUUCUGUCCGAACUCAGACACCUUCUGCCGUUCGCGCGUACAACCUCCAGAGAUUACUAUUUAUCAUUGAUCGACACUGGUCCAUAUUUCACAACAGCCUCCGUCAGGACAUAAUGUCGACAUUACUCCAAUUCUUAACUUUUGAUGAUGCUGUGGUCCAAUCUUGGACUUUCUUGUGUCUUUCUGCCAUCGCAGACAGGCAGAUGUCCCUCGGGCAGCCAGCGGCACAGGAAUUCAAUGGACCAUCGACUUGGGACCCUAUUUGGACGCAUGCGAUGCGAAGAGCGGUUGUCCCCGUUGUCUGUCGUGCAGCGUGUCAUGUCGCGUACACGCUUCUCUAUCAUUCCAAGCGUCUCCUCAACUCGCAGCGCGUCCUGGUGGAGAUUGAGACUUUCGCCAAAGACCUUGACGUCCAGGGUCCUCCUUUCCCAUACGAUUCCGUGUGCGUCUUCAUGGCGUUGUGUCUACAAGUCGCUGUUCAGGACAUGCGGCUCUAUCGCAUGCAUCUGGAGGGAAAGGUUCUCAGUUGGUUGGUCGACAGCUGGAGCCUUGGUGUCACGCGCAUAGCUCGAGGGAGCUCACUGGAUGGUAGCAGGACCAAGUCAACUCACCCCUCUGUUGCCGACAUGAUGACCUUACUAGAGAGUAUCUGCGGAUUGUCGAAGAGGAGCAGUUUGAUUUGUCGGGCAAUGCUACCGGAAUGUGCCAUCGUACAAGAGAUGCAGGACGAGUAUCGAACAGCCAUUAUCCGCGGGUUCCUGCUCUACGCUCAACUGCCCCCUUUUCAUCGACAUCAUAAACUGGAGUCUAAUCUGUCAAUCACCCCUACUCUACCGCCAGCAAACGCCAACAAGCUUACAGAUCUUGCGCAGCCAGGCAGUCGUGAGAGGAGAGUUUCCGCCGCUCUCCUGAAAUUCUUAGAGUCCCUCGUUUUAGAUUGGGAGAGUCUACCAGAAACGGCCGUUCAUUUGAGCGCUGAAAAGGCUCGACGCUUUUUAGACUGCGCAAUUCUUGCUCUGUCUUUCGAGUCUCUUCUGGUUUUUAAUGGCAUCUGGUCGAACAGGCGUGUAUUGCAGACCGCUUGCAAGCUGAUCGCCCACGUUGUGCCCCUCUUAAAGAUGCAGCGAUGGACUUUGGAAGAAAAGGCUGUCGUUCUCUUGGGCUUUGAACCCCUGAUUGCGUCUGAGGAGGAACAGGAUCAUGCGGGUUGGGAGGGACUGCUAUCGCCAGUACAAGGCACUGGGAUACGAAACAGUGUGCUGCAGGAAUUGACAUCGAACGUGAAACAAAAGCGGAGACAAAUGGCAAUGUCACGACGCGAGUUGCAACGAAUAAUCUGGCGCAGCUCGGAUGUUCAAGAUGUUUCCGCGAAGGUUAUGGUUGUUAUGAAGGAUGUGCUUCGGAUUACACUGUCCAAAUUGACGGGUGGUAACAGCUCAUCGCAUCCGAUGGACAUUAAUGACGAAGACGACUUUGCACCAAUUCGAACAGCACUACCCGCCGCUACCAGUUUUCCGGAAACUCACAGACAAACACAUGGAGCGUCGUCUGCCCAGUAUAUCAUCACAGUUUGCAUGUCCUUUCUAGCCCUCGGCCCAAUCCUUCAGUCGCCAUCAGGAGAGCCAACUAGAGAUAAAGAACUGACUAUGCUCAUCUUAAACAGUAAUGCAGACGAGUUCUUAUUAGCAAGUCCAUCAUAUUUCAGCAAUGUGCGGCAAAGGACUAUGAACCUCAACAUCACAGCCCUCGACAACUUCUUGGACAAGUUCGAAUCAUUGCUUCUUCAAUAUACCUAUUCACGAAGCGAGACGCUACAGCUUCUAGUUAUUCAAUUCCUAGAUUCCACUGUGUCUCUGUGGACUGAGGAGUCUGUAGUCAGUGAACAAGCAGGCGAACACGCUCGCUCGCUAUGUCGCUGGCUUUUGGAGACUCUCAGAACAAACAAAAUUCGAUCUUGGAGGAUUCGAGACUCCCUAGUUGCUUUUCUAGACAGAUAUCUCGCCGAAGAUCCAUUGGAAUUAGUUUGGUCUGUACCAUAUCCUGGCGAAAAUGGCGAGGAAAUCAAGUCUGGUGUCGUUCCGACCACUGUGCUUCCUACUAUGAGUAUCGAUGAAGAUAUUCGUGUCCGCUUUCGGGUUGCGUGUGUCAACGCUCGUCUGUUCACCCUUUCGCGCUUCAGGAACGGUGAUUCGAUGGAGCUCUACGGUAAGAUACACAGCCAUUUGUCAACGCAACUCACCGAGUAUGAGCAUAUGCUAACUCGAUUCAUCACCUUAGGCAACAUCAUGGUCGUCAGUUCAGCAGUCCGAAGAGGGCCUUACUGGCAUCUAUUGGAAGCUUGCAAUUUCACUGAUGACUAUUCUCGUCAUAUCGAGGCAGUCUUCAGUGGUGUUUCCGAACGGAUGGGCUUAUCCAGGACCGCCGAACUCUUUGAGAUCUACAUAUCUCAAAUCGCGUACUCCAUCUAUAAGGGAGGUCACGACUUUCUACGAUUUUCCCCUCGUGUUUUAGGAUACCGUGAUCGGAGGGACUGUGCCGAGGCUGCUUUUCGUGCUUUCACCUCGGUAAACAUUCUUGCAGGUGACAAUGCUGAAGAAGUCACUCAGGGACAACACUUCUUUGUCAAUCAUUGCAAAGCAGUCUCCAAGUCUGUCACACAAGGUUUUCGAGAGUGCUUUGCGGAUCUCGUUGGUUACCAAUUGACUCGUUCAGUAGAAGCUCUCGUGGAGUCUGGGGCGAAUGCAUUUUCAAAUGCACUGGAACAUUCCCUCAUCGUGAAAUUCGCUCAUUGGGAUCCUGACAUGGUGCUAGACAAACAAAUGCAGAGAGACGUUGAUGGCAUCGUUGUCGCUAUCUUGCGAACUCUUGGCGACCAAGAUUGCAGUCCAGAUGGCAGUAUCGUCCAGGAGCUGCGACUACAUCAGUCAGAUCGUGCUGCUGAAAUCUUCCAACACUUGACCCAUCAUCGGAUUCACAAUGACACCUUUGCCCAUCGACCAAACCUGCCAGCUUUUGAAACCAAGAGCGUCCUUUUGACCUUGAAUUGGUUUGCAGCACGAAUACCUGAUGCUGUGUCAACCGCGACUUCGUAUCAUGUCCUACAUCAACUACUCGCAGCUAUUCAACAAUCGCCCUUGGUCAAUGAGCAACUACGUUGUCUUAACGCCUUGUGCCUGUGGAUAUCAUGCCACUAUCGGCACUUUCGAGAGCCCAUAAUCCUUCAUGCUCUCGUCAACGGCGCUUCUUCGUUGCUGACACAGAUUGAUCUUGCCCGUGCGGCUCAGUCCAUUCUACAGUGGGCUUUUGCGCAGUACUCAAAGAGUACGGAAAAGGAUUUACGUCUUUCAGAUGUUCUGAUCCGCAUAUGUUGUUUGGCGCACGACUAUUCCAUGAGUGUGGAUAUCAACGUUUCUCGCAUCGGCAACGAUUUACUUCAAUGGCUCGAGUAUCAAGUUGUAUAUCUCUCGACGAUGCCUCACAUCAAACCUCAGGUCAUCAAUGCUUUGACGGCCUGGCCACGAAAACUCACAGCAAACCUUGCCUUGCUCUACCAAGACGUCUCAUUAAGCAGCCUCUCAUCAAUCCUCGCCGAUCCCCGUAUCACGUCAAAUAAGUUCCGUAUAGUCAGGAGAUUUAGAGACUUAUCUAUCGCCAAGCAGUAUCCUUCAGCGCAGUUCUCUCGCAUAGACUUCUGGCGACUUAAAGACUGCAUCCCACCUUCCCCUGAACUUCAAGAUGAUGAUAUCGAUGCCUUUGCGAUCUUGCUUUUGGUGCAGAAGGGACAGGUUCACAGCUUUGGAACGAAUCUCCUCAGUGCUCAAGUGACGCAUCACCGACGACAAUGUAUCUCUCAGACAAAAGUAUCGAAGGAUUCUGCGCCAAUGGUGGAUCCCUCAGAUUCUGAGCGCUCCAUUCUAGAGGCGUUACUGUUGAUGCUUGACUCUGAUGACCCCGUCCGAGUCAAUUCUGCCUAUCGUGUUUUAAGGACUCUAGCGUCAACAGAAUUGCCAGAUCUCCAGCUCUGGUCCUCUGAAUAUAUCAACGAAAUGGCUUACUUUCGUAUCCGCCCUCUUCCCUCCCUAAAGAGACCUGCGGCCGUCAUCGACAGCCUGGAAUCGCCGUCUUUUGUUGAUAUAGCGAAAGAUUUUCGGACGUGGGUGUCCACAGUUGCUACCCUGAUCAGCGAUGUUCUCAGUGUUAGCAAUCCUUUCUAUUCACAACUCUCCGUCAUUCUACAAUCAGACACAUCAUUCGCAGGCCUGACUUUACCCAUCCUUACGCACACAAUGUUACGCGGCGAUCUGGCCAGUACGGCGACGACAGAUGGAAGGUCCUGUCGAACAAUUCUCUCCCGAUAUUUCGCGUCCGUCCUCUCUUCAACAGAUUCUGAUGUCCAGUCUCUUCGUGCCGUGGUGGACGUUGCUCUUCAUCUGCGACAAUGCCGUCCUGGACACUCUAGCGAUGCCCUUGCAUAUGACAAGUGGCUUGAUAUAGAUCUCAUCUUGCUCAGCAAAAGUGCGAUUGCCUGUGGAGCAUACACGACGGCUCUCCUCUUCCAUGAGCUAGCAGUCGAGUAUCAGGGCGAAAUUAUGGUCAACAAGGCCGACGAUGCCGAGAGGAUACUGUUCGAUAUAUACAGUCAUAUUGAGGAGCCGGACAGUUUCUACGGUAUCAAAGCGCGCGAUUUUCAUCAUUUCUUGAUGAAACGGCUUCAUCACGAAAAACAAUGGGAAAAGGCAUUUCAGUUCCAUGGCGCUGCUCUAGAGGCCAAUAGUCGAGAUCCGGGUGAAGCAGAAGGUGUUCUACAGUCACUUCAUUCGUUCGGCUUUGACAACUUAGCUCUCAGUGUUCAACAUCAUGCAUCCGAUACCAUGGGAGGAGUACAUGCAUCCGCUGCAAUGAGCUACCAUUUAGGUUGGCGUACAGAAACAUGGGACCUACCAGAAAAGAUAGGGACGGAUGACUCUGGUGCUGCAUUGUACCAAGCUCUCCGAGCUGUCUAUCGUGAACGUGAUACACGAUCCAUAGACACGACCGUGAGAGCCGCGCUUCUAAAAGAAAUGGAACGACUGCGCUUAAUGGCGGACGAAGACCUGGUUGGCAUUCACGAGGUGACGCAGAACAUCAUUUGUCUUCAUCAGGUCAAGCUUUGGGGCAGCAAUGAGAUACAGAAAUGCCUUCAAUCGAAGGACCUCAAAGCCAUACAAUGGGCAGACUUCAGCCAAAUUGACCCUGAAUUCGACUUUCCGGUGCUGGAGAGUAUUAUGGCUACGCGCAUCGCUCUCCUUCGAUCUGUGCGCCAAAAAGAGCAACGAACGCUAAUCGGGACGAUGCGUACCCCGUUCGUUUCUGAGCUGUAUGAUAUCGAGAAACAAUGUCUUCUCCGCAUCUCUGAGGCAGCUCGCGAGUCGCAAAACUUGCAAAUUGCGCUAAAUUCAGUCACUCGAGCGCAAAACCUGGAGUUGAAGGAGGCCAGCCCUGCUCUCUCGCAGGAACUUUCCCAUGUUCUUUGGCUAAAGAAGGAGCCAAAGUCUGCUGUCGGGUACAUGAAAGAACUCAUUAAACGCCACUUUCCAGCUGCAAAACUCCAAUCUUCGUCUCUCCGCCUCCAAAAAGCCCAGCUACUCGCCCGUCUCGGAGCUUGGUCGUCCGAAGCUUGUCUUCAAAAGCCAACGGAUAUCUGGUCUCAUUAUUUCGAUCCUGCUGCUACCUUGCUGAGCGACAUUGCUGCCCCAGACUCAACGCAUGCCACCGUCUAUCACGAAUGUGCAAUGUUUGCAGAUAGGCAAUACCAAGCGAUCGUGAAAUCUCCCGACGCCAUCCGGCUGAAGAUGUAUGUCGAUCGCAAGGAGAAAGAGAUCCACGAUCGCCACAAGCAAAUCAAACAGAUGUCUAAAUCCAGCCGUGAAUAUGGAGACUUAGCACGUGACCAAAAUAAGGCCGAGAAACAGCUACAAGAAGACGAGGCACGAUAUCACAAACAUACCGAAGCUCGAAACAUAUUCUUGCAACAGGCCAUCGAUAUGUAUUCUCGAUGUCUGGAAGCGUCCGAUGCUUUUGAUGACGAUGCACAUAUCCGUUUGACUUCUCUGUGGUUCGCCAACUUCGACGAUCUGCCUCUCCAAACCAAAGUUCGCGAGUCUGUGGGGCGUGUCCCAUCUCGGAAAUUUGUCUUCUUGGCUCACCAACUCUCUGCCCGGUUAUCUAAACCUUCCAAGGAAACAAUGCCAACAAGUCAAGAAACAUUGCAGGCCCUCGUCCUUCGCAUGUGCAGCGAUCAUCCUUUCCAUAGCGUGUAUCAGGUGUAUUGCUUGAUGCCCCAUCCGUCGAGCUCUGCACCCAGCAGACGACUUUCAGCCCGACAUGAUCAUUCCUUCUCACAAGGGGAGCGAGCAGCAGCGGCUACAGAUAUAUUUGACCGUCUUCGAAGCGAUUCUUCCUCCGGUACAAGGAUCAGUAGCAUAGAAGAAGUAUGCUAUGCUUCGAUCCAUUGGGCCAAAUUUCCCGUCAAAGAGAAAGGGAACAGCAACCAGAAGAAACCAGUCGGGCCCUUCCCCAUUCCAGAGACUGCUCCUAUCCGAAAAUUACAGAAUGUUCCUGUCCCUGUGCUGACAGCCCAUACUCCUCUCGAUCCAACUGCACGAUACCAAGAUUGCGUUUGGAUCAGUCAUUACGAAACAAUGUACGACACCGCCGGGGGCGUCAACUUACCCAAGAUUACUACCUGCUGUGGCAGUAAUGGGACUAGGUACAAACAAUUGGUAGAAGGGGAUGAUGAUCUACGGCAGGACGCUGUGAUGGAGCAGGUGUUCGAUCUCGUCAAUGUUGUUCUUCGCCGUGACAGAGAGACUCGAAAGCGCAAUCUCAACAUCAGGGCCUAUAAGGUCAUCCCGUUAGAGGUACAAGCCGGCAUCAUUGAAUUCGUGGGCAACACCUCCCCUCUCGUUAGCUGGCUCCUAAAAGCCCACCCAAAGUAUAACCCUACGGACAUCUCACGAGAAGAAUUCUACAAAAAAAUGUAUGAAUUGCGUGAGAAAUACAAAAGGGAUUCUACCGUCAAUUCCAGGCUGAUUGCGCUGUUCGCCGAGCUGAAGCUCCGCUUCAGACCGGUGAUGCGGCACUACUUCACGGAAAAGCACAAGCUCCCAAUGUCUUGGUUUGCCAUGCGGUUGAACUACACGCGAAGUGUUGCGACGACCUCCAUCGUGGGCCAUAUUCUCGGGCUUGGUGAUCGGCAUACGUCAAAUAUUCUCAUGGACAAUGCCACCGGUGAAGUUGUCCCGAUAGAUCUCGGGAUAGCCUUUGAGCAAGGCAAACUCCUCCCAAUACCUGAAUUAGUACCCUUUCGAAUGACCCCGGAUAUGGUUGAUGGCAUGGGAACUUCGGGAACUCAAGGCGUGUUCCAGCGCUGCGCAGAAGAGACGUUGCGUGUUCUACGGGAAGGGUCGGAGGUCAUCCUCACGGUCCUAGAAGUGUUCAAAUACGACCCGCUUCACUCGUGGACGGCGACCGAAAUGAAAUUGAAGCGCGUCCAGGGCGGCACCACCGGCACAGCGCAGCAACAACCCACCCACGACCAGACACAUCUGGGAAUCGGCAUCGACAUGAGCAGCGGUGGCGUCGACGAGGCGGCGGACCGUGCGCUGACAUCCGUCGCGCGCAAGCUGGACAAGUCGCUCAGCGUCGAGUACACUGUCAAUGAGUUGCUGGCAGAGGCGACAGAUCCCGCCAACUUGGCGUGCAUGUUCAUCGGUAUGUCUGCAUGA
Molecule: messenger RNA, 9201 nt
Organism: Heterobasidion irregulare TC 32-1
Lineage: Eukaryota; Fungi; Basidiomycota; Agaricomycetes; Russulales; Bondarzewiaceae
Exons: 10
Coding region: 1-9201 (3066 amino acids)
Biological process (GO): DNA repair
Molecular function (GO): protein binding; protein serine/threonine kinase activity
Source: RefSeq, a predicted model, not a curated record